Molecule: messenger RNA, 3669 nt
Organism: Aspergillus saccharolyticus JOP 1030-1
Lineage: Eukaryota; Fungi; Ascomycota; Eurotiomycetes; Eurotiales; Aspergillaceae
Exons: 6
Coding region: 1-3669 (1222 amino acids)
Source: RefSeq, a predicted model, not a curated record
AUGGCUUCUGCUAUAAUUAACCAGCUGCAUGUUACUACUCGAAUCGCGAGUAAGACCAAAGGCCUAGGACAAAUCAUAUAUAACAUUCUGCUGUUUACGGAGUAUACUCCUUACUUACGCUUCUGGGGCAAGGGGGGACCAGAGUGGUCUUGCAGCACGUGGAGACUAAAUUGCGAUGCAUUCUUAGUCUUCUUAAGUCCUCCAUCGCCGCGCACGCAAUCGAUCACUUCCUUCGUCCAUCUCAAGACACUGACAAUCGUCAGCAGUAAUUACUCCCAUCCAGAUAGCGGAUCAGCUUCUGUCUCUCUGCGUCUGAAAGCUUCCUCCAAGGCUCGAUUCGGAACCAGCGCGGUGCGAGAAGGGAACCCCUCGGUCGGUCGCAUGAACAAUGCCCGAAGAGCAUCUAGCAUAGAGUACCGUCCAACGUUGUGUGGCGUGGAUCGAUACCUGCAACUUGUUCCACGAGUGUCGCCCAGGUAUCGCAAGCGGGGUUCGGGUGAUUUCAUGUCACCACACUCAUUGCAGCUUUUCGAGAUGAGCGCUCUAGAUUUGCCCAGUCAUAUCCCUCACCAGCACGGCAUCCAAAAGUCGCUGAACAUUCACGAUCUGCACGGUUUAGACAAAUUGAAGUCCCAGGAUGCAUCUUGGUCGGAUAUUGAUGAGGACAGUGAGAGUGACGACGAAUUCAUUUCGCCCAUCUCUGACAAGCCGCCAUCGUGGUCGGGAACGCGCUGGGCUCGCUUUUUCCCGGAAUUGGCUUCUCACUUCUCCCUGACGUCGCCCACUAGCAGUACCCCUAGGUCCCCUUCGAGCGCAGGUCUGGCAUCUUGCCUAAACUCUCCGACUAGCCUGAAAUCACCCGACUCGACGGUAGGCGAAGAGCGACCGCCGUCUGUAUCUUCGGACGAAGCCUCGGACAAACGAUCGUCCAGAUCAACCCUAAGAUUCUCAAUCAUGAGACCAGAGUCCCUGGUUUCGUCUCCUCGGCGAGACACCUCACUUCCAAUACAUGCAUCCUCUCCCAGUCUCUCGAAACCUUUUGCGGGUGAUGGAAUGUUACAAGAUUCCCCAUCUCGGAAGUUAUCGAGGCACUUGUCAUUCAAGGAGACACGAGAGAGACCGCUCUCCAGAAUCCCGUCGUUUCAACUGCCGCCGUUAUUGGCUCGCCGCAAGUCUCAUCACUUGCCUAGAGGCCGCGAGGCGGGGAAUAACAACUAUAGGUCUCUGAACUCUCCCUCGUUACCCGACAUACAAGAGAAUUAUCAUCGCCCUCCGCUUUCUCAGGCAGCCGUGGUAGCCGUGCAGAACCCGACCAAUUUCGCCGACCCACUGCAGACUCAAACAAGGUCACCCCACAACCACCUGCGUCUCUCUGAGAGAAAUUCACAGUCACGUAGAGAUAACAUGGGUUCAAUAGCGACACGGCCAGCACCGAUCUCUCCUAUGAGUAUCCAUGACGUGCAGCAAGCCAUCAAGGCCCAAUCCCGAGAAGGAAUGGGUCAAACAAUGCCAGACCACAAGAACAAAGGAUCGUUUUCUUUCGGUCUGUCGGGCCUCAACCAAUGGUCUAGCCCACCCAACCUUCAUCAUUCUGGUAAUCAUUUUGCUGGAGCAAAAUUGAUACCUACUCCACCGUCAUCCCAUCUCACUCAAAGUGAGAACAAAGAUGAAGUUGCCGAACUACCGGGUUCCCCUGUCAAUGUUUCGAACGGCAUCCCUGCAUCCAGUAAUAGUACGCGGGAGGCACGUUCAAAACACUCGACACGUUCAGCCCUUGACACAAAGGAUGUUGACAAUCCUGGUUUCAAGGAUUCCUCACCACCUCAGACCAUAGCAAAGAAGGCGAAUGAGGUUGCCAAUCACAAGUCGAGAUAUAAUAAGCUGAAUGACGCGGUUCUUGUGGGAUCCUCGGAGAAAUACUUUGUGUCUCACAGCAAGUAUGGUGGCCUUGCUACAAAUACGUCGCGACGCCAGGAUGCCUCGCAAACCCCUACCAUCUACGAGCUCGAUGCCAACUCUGCUGCCUCACAGAUUGAAUCGCACAGCAACACCACAUCCACCGUUCCCACUUUACCAGAAGCGAUGAACACUACCUUGCCUGAGGGUGUUAUUCUAACGAUUCUGCGACAAGUUGACUCGCUUGACGACCUCUUUAGUAUUUCCUUGAUUUGCAAAACCUUCUUCCGCACAUUCAAAGAUCAUGAGUUGGAGUUAAUCAAGGAUGCAGUGUUUGCCAUGUCACCCCCGGCGUGGGAACUGCGCGAAAGGAGUCCCCCUUGGAGUACAGAUUGGCAGGUUCUCCUUGACCCCGACGCUCCCGUUCCCGAGUAUACACCAUCCUUGUAUCUGAAACAUUAUGCGCAAGACAUCUGUACUGUCGCCCAGCUGAAAUCAGUUAUUUUAUCCCGAUGCUCGUCCUUCCUCCGCCCAGAGACGAUACGUGGACUUUCCGGCCUGGAUGAUGCGCUUGCGACCGAGGUGGACGAUGCCUUCUGGCGGGUCUGGACGUUCUGUCGCAUAUUUGGGUGCGGGAAGAACAGAGAAGGCGAUAUCGCGGGACAAAUGGACUGGAUCAAGGGUGGGACAAAGAUGGCCGACCAACGUGUCUCCGUGGCACAUUCCAUCACUGAUCAUUACGAUAUGGGUAGUGUGUUGUUUGAGCCACCCCCUGGAUUCGGGUAUGGUAACGCGGGAGGUUUAUCACAGGAGCAGCUUCACACUAUGACUGAGAUUUGGAAUUGCCUCGGCGUGCUGCUUCAGCCCAUGCACGGGAAAGCCAAAAUGGCACGAGAGGCGGGGAUAUUUGACGGUCACAAUGUGAAGGAGAAUGCCACUGCUAAGGAGGACGCAGUACUAGAGGAAUGGACCCAUUACAUCCUCACACUCGGUCUUUCGGCCGUUUUGAACCUCGGUUCGAUUACCACAGACGAGAGCGCCGUUGCAGCCAAUUUCCGAAAAGCUAAAACUAUGGGCCUGACAAAUUGGCUGUCCUCGGAUAGCGUUGCAAGUCGAUCGUCGUUCUUGCGGGAGGCUGUAUCGAAAGCCUAUGGGUCACGGGGAGGAGGCCUGUCCGAGGCGUCAUUCAGAUCAUCCAGCCCCAUUGUUCACGACUGUUCCCCCGUUGGCGGCAGUGCGGGGAAAAGUGAUUCCACUCUUGAGAUGCAGCGUCGCAGACAAGCGGCCUACUCAGCCCAGCUUAAGAUCCGGAAACAGCAAACCAUGAACCUACCACCUCCCAAGCCCGCCGAAGAGCGACCAAUAUCUAAUUAUGAAAUGAUCAUCAGCCGUCUGGAAGGCAAAUCACGCGGGCCCGCCCGCGCGGAGAGCUUGGUCUCGCCUCCUCGGGGUAGCUCCACCGUGCCGGGUCUCCACCAGCGUAAUGCUGCACCCAGCUUGCAGCAACCGCAGGUCCGUGACCCUACCGACAAAGCCAUGGAUUUGUUGGUUCGGGAGUUAGGCUUCAAGGAGGAAGACGCCAAAUGGGCCUUAAAGAUCACUGAUAGCGGCGAGGGGAUCAAUGCCAGCGCGGCGGUUUCGUUGCUCACGCGGGAGCACCGCAAUCGACAAGACGGCCGAGGAGGUACAACUCCGCCCAGUGGCAGUCUGCUUUCCUCGGUCAUAAAUAGUCCCGAGUCGAGGACUUCGGGAUGGAAAUGGGCUAGAUCGUGA